GGCGCUGCAUCAGACGGAUAAAAAUGACAAAUCAAAAUGCAUGCUGGUGGCGGGGCUGGCGCUGGGCUCCAUCUUCUACGACCUCGGCGAGGACAAGGUGGCGGAGCGCGUGGGCCUCUUCGCCUUCCUGCUCACCUUCCUGCUGUCGUCCACGACGGAGGCGCUGCCAAUCUUCCUGCAGGAGCGCGAGAUCCUGGCCAAGGAGACGUCGUCGGGGGCGUACCGCGUGUCGUCGUACGCGGUGGCCAACGCGCUGGUGUUCCUGCCCUUCCAGCUGGCGCUCGCCGUGGUGUUCGCGGCGCCGGUGUACUGGCUGGCGGGGCUGCGGCGCACGGCGGCGGCGUUCGGCUACUUCCUGCUGGUGGCGUGGCUCAUCCUGUACACGGCCAACUCGGUGGUGGUCGGCGGCGCCGGACUUCGUGGUGGGUCGGCCAUGCCGGGGUGUUGGGUGUUCAUGCACUACCUGUCGCUCUUCAAGUGGCCGUUCGAGGCGCUGCUGGUGAACGAGUUCGCCGGCGGCGGGAGGUGCGCGGUGCGGCUGCUGGGCGCCUGCGUGGCGACGGGGGACGAGGUGCUGCGGCGCGAGGGGCUCGGCGAGGAGUGCAGGUGGCGCAACGUGGGGGUCAUGGUGGCCUUCAUGGCGGUCUACAGGGUGCUGGGCUACGCCGUGCUCAGGGUCAGGUGCAAGUGCAGCAGAGCCAGAGGGGGCAUGGCCAAUUCAAAAGCCGCUAGUGUGAUUGACUGA
This is a messenger RNA of Panicum virgatum (switchgrass), 745 nucleotides long. Its product is annotated as ABC transporter G family member 5-like. Bases 41 to 745 code for a protein of 234 amino acids. The record is from RefSeq and is a predicted model, not a curated record. Lineage: Eukaryota; Viridiplantae; Streptophyta; Magnoliopsida; Poales; Poaceae. Gene Ontology annotation, cellular component: membrane. Gene Ontology annotation, molecular function: ABC-type transporter activity. The transcript has 2 exons.